CCAUUCUCAUCGCGGCGCGAACAGACCGUCUUUCUUCCAUCGUGUUCUCAGAGCCUCGCUCCUGCUCCUCGUCAGGACCUAACUCGGGAUCGGCAGAACAUCACCACUCGCCACCCAGCAGCGGACCGUCGUGGACACCUUUUCCCUCAACGUGGAACGCACACAAGUCCCUAUAAUCCAACAUCUAGCUAUGGACCCGUCUUGGCGUGCCGCCAUACUUUCCUCAACUGAGAUAUUCAUCGCACCCGAGAAAGAAUAUCAACACCAUUCCUAUGGCCACCCCCUUGGCAACUUCGCUCGCGUGCCGCAUGUAUCAAAAGUGAAAGUAGAUUGGAACCAAGUUGGAGGGCCGGUGCCAACGACCUUCGCUUUCCCGGCUCCUUGGGCUAUCACGCAUCUGGAAAUGGCGCUCAACGACUACGGCUCCCAUGAUAAACAUCCGCCACUGUCCGCCGUCCUGGAUGCUAUCAUGUCCUGCAAGGAUUCGCUACGCGUCUGUAUCGUCAAUACCGCCAUCGCUACAAUUGAGCCCGCGACGCUCGCUCCGAGUCAACCGGCUGUUAUCUUUCCAGUCCUCGAGUCCCUCACCCUGCACGACGAAGGGGCCUGCCUAGCGCUCCUCAUCUCCGCACCCAAUCUACGGUAUCUUUUCAUCGAGGGAAACCAGACUUGCGAAUCCGGGCCAGAGAAUCGAUACAUUUCGGAGGAGCAGGCGCUCUUCCGACUCAAGACGCUGCUGGACCGGUCGGGCGACUGCCCGCGUCUGCGCUCCCUCGUCUUGUUCAACAGCGAUCUCGACAAGGGCGAUCUGGUGGCGCUGCUUCGCCGCUUGCCCUCUCUAACCGAGCUUGAUCUCAUCGAAAUCUGGGAUGCCGAGGCCACCCCAGCUAUCUUCGACGCGCUCACGCGCAAGCCCGAGGAUCCGGCCUCUCUGAUGUUUUUGCCGGCUUUGACCAGCCUGACGAUAUGCGACGGGGCCGACGGAGGGUCCACUCGGCAUUCGGUCUGGUCGUGGUACAAGGUCGUCGUGAAAUCGAGGCUGAUUCCAAUGAUGGUCAAUGGCACCCAGCUCGCGUGCCUUCAGGAAUGUCAUACGGUUAGCGAGCAUUCCUUGGGUCCCGGAGUCAGAGGUGGCGAGGGCGACAUAACGUUGGAGUGUUUGGACGAGCUCAUGUCAGAGGAUGGCUCGGAUGUGGACAGCUAUGAUAUGUCUUCGGUUGAGUCCACUGACGGAGCUGAAGACUGAGCGCACUGUUUCGAAUGUGAGCAAGAUAUCAGUAGACUGUUACGCACUUCGUGCGAAUAGAACCGGCAGCGAACUCGGC
Messenger RNA from Schizophyllum commune H4-8, 1325 nucleotides. RefSeq lists its product as uncharacterized. The coding region runs from base 404 to 1246 and encodes 280 amino acids. The transcript has a single exon. The record is from RefSeq and is a predicted model, not a curated record. Lineage: Eukaryota; Fungi; Basidiomycota; Agaricomycetes; Agaricales; Schizophyllaceae.